CAGUGACAGUUCAUGACGUGUGCAGUUUAAAUUAUGGCGGCAGACGUAAACACAGACUUAAAUAAUUCAUGGAAAAUGUAUUUUCCAAUAAUGAUAAAUUUCUUGAUGUCCAUUGGGACUUACUGUUUUACAGUUAGGUUGAUUCCAGGAAUAAAGGAUAAAUUUAUCAAAGCAAAUUUGUUUGGAAUUGAUAUGAGCAAAACAACCAGUGAUAAAGUGCCAGAAUCAUUAGGUGUAGUUACAGGAUGUGCAUUCCUUAUUACCAUGUUUUUAUUUAUACCUAUUCCGUUUGGAACCAGCUUGAUACAUGGCGAUUUCCCCCAUGAUGAGUUUGUGGAACUCAUAGCAGCACUCUUAUCAAUCUGCUGCAUGCUGCUACUGGGAUUUGCCGAUGAUGUACUAGAUCUGAAAUGGAGACACAAACUUCUACUGCCAACAAUAGCCUCCCUACCUCUACUAAUGGUUUACUAUGUGAAUUUUAAUUCCACAACGAUCGUAGUACCUAAACCUUUCAGAGAUUUACUGGGGUUUUCAGUAAAUAUUGGAAUUUUGUAUUAUAUCUAUAUGGGAAUGCUAGCUGUGUUCUGUACAAAUGCAAUAAACAUUCUAGCUGGAGUUAAUGGCUUAGAAACUGGACAAAGUGUUGUUAUAGCACUGUCAAUUAUUAUAUUUAAUGUUAUCGAACUGUUUGGGCCUGUCCCGAAACCACAUCAGUUUAGUCUCUAUUUCAUGCUGCCAUAUACUGCGUCCACGCUUGCCCUUUUAAAACAUAAUUGGUAUCCGUCGAAAGUCUUCGUAGGAGACACAUUCUGCUACUUCUCGGGGAUGACGUUCGCUGUCGUCGGCAUCUUAGGUCACUUCAGUAAAACGACGUUAUUAUUCUUUAUACCUCAGGUAUUUAACUUCCUUUAUUCCUUUCCACAACUGUUCCGAUUUAUACCUUGUCCUAGACACAGAUUACCAAAAUUCAAUUCGAAAAUUGAUCGCAUGGAAAUUAGCACAACGGUAUUCAAAUAUUCAGAUUUAAAUGUUUUAGGGAAAAUAGUCAUAACCGUAUUUCGAAUAUUUAAGCUUAUCAAAUGGCAAGAGAAGGACGGCUAUGUGGUGACAAAUAAUUUAACUCUCAUUAAUUUGGUUCUUUUGUACUGCGGGCCAUUGCACGAGGCUAAGCUGGUUACAAUUUUGAUAUGUAUACAAAUAUUCUGCACUGGUGUUGCAUUUGUGAUAAGGUAUCCUUUGGCAUCUAUAUUUUAUGAUAUAUAGAUGAUAUUGUGAUAAAACUUUGUUCAUAAUUUGGGAAUAAAGAAUAAAAGAAAUUUAAGAUAAUGAUUAAAUUACAUAAAAGUUCAGAAUAUAGCAUAGAAAUUUUACGUGUUUACUUUGGACUGAAUGACAACUCAUGAUGUAAUGUUCAACUCAUGUUAAAAUUUGAUUAUUGUACAUUUAAAGACUGUUCGUAUUAAUAACAUAUUUAAAGAUUUGUCUAUUCAUGGUGUUCCAAUGAAAAUUUAUAUCCCUCUUAGGUUGAAUUUCUCAUAUCCAGUUCAACUCAAUGUUGUUCUGAAGCUAUUUCCUUGUGGCAUUUUUAUGAUUAACUUUUUAGAUGGGAAAUAAGCCACAAUUAAAUUGAAAAAAUAAUUUUAUUAACGUUUCGACGCCCAAAUCGGGUGUCUUGUCAAAAUACAUUGACAACUACACCCCAUUUGGGCGUCGAAACGCUAAUAAAAUUAUUUUUUCAAUUUAAUUGUGGCUUAUUUCUCAUCUAAAUAGUUAAGCAGUUCAACUCAAGUUUUAAACUUUACUUCCGUCAAAAUUUAGACGUUUAACUGUAGUUCAUCAAAAGUUCAGAUUAAACUUGAGUUGAACUCGACAUGAGAAAUCGGCCCUUAACCUUCGGAUGACCAAGGAGGGUAAAUUUGCACCUCAGCGUAUGUUUUUCUUUAAUAAAUUCAAAAGUAUUUUCAAUUUUUAACUCAUUAUUUUUUUAUUUGACUUUAAUAUCAUUCUAGAUAUCCUCAUAUUUUGAAAUAAAAAAAAAAUCCCUAUAUUUACGAAUAAAAAAUAUAUUCUGAAGUUGAUGUUUAGUAAAAUACCGUCUAUUAUGUGGAAUUAAAAGUAACACUGCGCGUUUUCAAAAACUAUUUUUAGACUGUGGUGCCUGUCAUGUACGAAUCAUGACAUUCCUGUCUGCCACAGUUAGUCAUUAUUAUUAUUUCCUGGCGUAUAUUAUUAUAGUUUCUUAGUAUUUUGUGUACAUAUAAGAUAUGGCCCGCAAAUAUCUUACUGAGGCUGAGUUACAGGAAAUUGUUACUGCUAGCGAUUUUUAUGAUGAUAUAGAAGAUGAAAUAGUAUCAGAAAACGAGGAUGUAUUGUUAGAUAAAGAUUUAAAUGCUGAAAACAUUCAUUCCAUGUCAUUUUUGACCUGGGGUCAUUUUUUACCCCCGUUGGUUAUCCGUGUAACAAAAAAAGGUUGGUCAUCGGAAGGUUAAACACAAAAAUUGGUAUUAUUUAGAUAUAUUAAUUACCGAUAAAUCACUGUUUUAAAUUUUAUAAGUUUCUUCUUCUUCUUGUAGUUGCUUCUUCUAUCGGGGAUUGGCUAUCAUCACAGUUAUCCGUACUUUAUUGGCGGCUGCUCUGAAAAUAUUACGAGGUGCAACUAUACCACUCUCUUAGGUUUCUCAUCCAGGAAAUUAUUCGUCUUCCUAUUGAUCUUUUACCUCUAAUUUUACCUUGCAUUAUAAGCCUUAAUAUCUCAUAUUUCGCACCUCUGGUAAUGUGGCCUAAAUAUUCCAGCUUUCUUUUUUGAUGUUCUUUAUGAUCUCGCAAUUCUUUUGUAGCGUUCUUAACACUUCUGCAUUUGUAACUCGUUGGAUCCAUGGUAUUUUCCAAAUCCUUCUAUACCACCACAUCUCAAAUGCUUCCAACUUCUUUAUAUUAUCUACUUUAGUGUCCAGCCUUCCAUUUCAUACAACAAAGUCGAGAACACUUAGUAUCAUAAGGAUCUUAUCCUCAGCUCCAGAGGAAGGGCUCGGUUAACAAAAAUUUGUUCAUUUUUAUAAAUGCUUGCCUUGCAAGUUAAAUGCCUGUCCUGAUUUCUCUACCUUGGUCAUUGUUUUUAUUUACCCAGGUUCAAAGUUUAAAAAUUAAUAAUAGUCCACAAAUGUUUAAAUUAACGAUGUUAUUACUCGAAAUGACUUCUCCGGAAUUCCAUACAAUUAGGUAGAGGUCACGUCAUUUGAGAAGGCACUAAUUUGCAUAUUAUUGCACUUGUAUAGAAGACAAAAUUUGAAGUUUUUCCUAAGCCACACCUUAGCAUUAAAUAAUUUCAAUACUGAGUAGCAAAAUUCAAUGUCAGUAACCAAUUAUCAACUUUUAAGACGGUUUUUAGACCAUUUCUAGAUGCGACAUAAUAUGCUUUGUGCCUUCCCACAUGACCCCAGAGGAAUAAUCCAAGGGAUUGAAACCUGGAUAUCUAGGUGGUCAUUAUUUAUUUGCCCCUCAUCGACCAAUCCAUUGUGUGGAAAAACGUACAUUUAAAUAAUCGAACCUGAACAGCCUAAUGAGAGAGUGCAUCAUCUUGAUGGAAUAUCUGAUCAUCUCACAGGUUAUCGUCGUUUUUUAAAAUUUCCGUGAUCAUAGUUUUUCGAUGUUUUCAAAAUUCUAUAAACACUAGUGCGUGAAACGCCAUAGCUACAGAUAUUUUUCUGAUAAACUUAGGAUCCACACAUGGCCCAAGAAUGUGCCACUUUAGCCUUGAUUUUGAACUGGGCCUUUUAUUUUUCGUUUGGUGUUAUUGAUUGAAUUCAUACUUAAAAAUUUGUCAAUUAUGUGUUGUACGUAUUGGUGCUUAAAAGAAGAAGUAAACAACAAGAAUAUACCAACAAUAGCGGAUAGGAAAAUGUGAAACGCACGUCUUGAGUCAUACACAAUACAUAUGCAACACACAAUACACAAAUACAGUACGAAUACUCCCACAUACAGAAUCUCGUAAAGCAUAUAGAAAUAAUGCAGAAACACAUAAAAAUCAGAAUUCGGUGUACCAUAGAGCUCUAACACUUCCACCCUAAGGUUUUUUCAGCUAAAGCAUGGAUGUUCCCUACAACACUAUUGCCAAGUAUAUCAACCUCAAUUUUGAUAAGAUAUAACCUCCUUAACAUCUUGGAGGUUAUACACAUUUUCAACAUAAUUUCUUUAAUAAUCUUUUUUGAAAACAAUUUCCGAAGUGGAAACAGAAACGUCAAAUUUUUUAGGUAAAAAUGUAAUUUUCGUUAUAAUCAACUGGGGUUGAUCCCAUAUAUAAUCACAAUAUUUAAUAAUGUAUUUAUAUUUCAAAAACUAUUCAUUGAGUUGUCAUGAAAUACCAAAAAGUAACACUGUAUUAUUAGAAGUCGUUUAACGGUUCAAUUAGGGAAUCGGCACUAGACUGUUGAACAUUGUGCCUACUUAGAUCUUACAAUUUUUCUUGUUCUUUUUUGAAAAAAGCGUUGACUAUAAACUGAAGAAAAAUGUCAAGAGGUUAUUUUAGUAUAUAUAAAUUAUUAUGAGCAUCUAAAGAAAGAAAAAAUAACAGGGACCCCAAGUAAAAAUCAAACGGAAGGGGCAGAUAUUGAAACAUUACAGAGUUGAAAAAAAUAUAGAGAUAUUAAUGAGUUUGUACAGAAUAUAAUUAUUUUUGUUAAAUUGCACCCAAAAUCCUAAAAGGAAACAUGGAAUAAGUAAUAAAAUCUGAAAAGACCGUGAAGGCAAAUGUAUCGUAUGGGAUUCCUAUAUAAUUAUCGAACUGAUUCUUCUUUCUAAUGUAGAGAUGACUCUGUCUGUUUUUCUGAUGAUCUACUCGUUUGGUUAGUCAAAAUGCAUCAAAGUUUUACAAUAUCUCACCCUGAAUUACAUUUGAUAUUUGAGAUUGUUUUGUCCAAAUCUGAAAGAUUUAUGGAAACCAACAACCUCAUAUUACGCGUACUUGCAAAGUACGCUUAUGCAUGUUGAUUGACCAUAAAGAAUUUUUAUCAGAAGGGAUGAAAUAUUUUAACUCAAUUUUUGUUUUAAUACCUAAAUACGUUUUGAUGUUUUAAUUUUAAUUAACCAUUUUUACUUUAUAUCUUUUAUGAAGUAUGCAGUGGUACUAAUAGAGUGUAAUAGCUGAUUACCAAUUUAGUACCUAAAUAAAUUUCAGUUUAUGGUCAGUGCACUAAUUUUUUGUUAGCAUAAAUUAAUCAAUAGGUAGAAUUGGAAUCUACAGGGAUAUUACUUUUAUCUAUAAAUGUUACCGAUAGAGAUUUACGUUACGCGCCAGCUAAGAAAAACCACUAGGUUGAGAAUUACAUUUCUUCAUGUUUCUAUCUUAGAACCAUUUCAUUUGUAGCAGUAGCUCCAUCUUUACUCUCCAUCAUUUAUAUCGUACUAAGUUUUAAAUCUUUUUCUUUGAGAGCUUGUUUCCAAUUUCACUUUAGCACUUUAUUUCCCACUAAGACGUCAUCAUCAGAAUAUAUUAAGCACCGUCAAAUGUUACCCUGUAGUUUCUGAUUCCUGAUACACUGAGCCCUGAUGCAAUCCUACUUUCACAUGAAAUUUAUCAGUCCUUGCAACACUUGUUACACCCUAAUGCAUAUAUCCACAAUCUGGGACUUCUUUUUUAUUGAGUACUUUCCACAGAAUCUCUCGAGGAACUUUAUCAUAAGCUUUCCCAAGAUCAAUUAAUGACAUACAGCAUUUGUUUCUUUAUUACUAUAUCUUUUCUAUCAGCUACUAUACUGAUUAUUUCAUUCAUAGGAGAUUCUGACCAAUAGAAAGCUACAGAAAUAAAAAUUAAAGUGAUAAUUUUUGAUAAUAUCCCGUCGUCAAGCAUUACUUCAGAUGCCCUUCGUUACUAUGCAAAAAUGAACAUUCAGUGACAUUAAUGACAAUUAAUGCUUUACAACUUGUCACAGAGAACACCAAGAAACACGUUUAGCAAAUAUUCAGGUGAAGAUAUCGACAAAAUAUUAGUUAAAAUUAUUUAAAAAGACAGUUUUAUUCAUGAAAUAAUCUUAGCGAAUUACCCUCGAUCUCCAAAAUUAUUAUCGACUUGUUGCCCUCGUGCCACUUUGACAUAAUUUUACUCCCCUUCGGGUCGUGAAAUUAAAACUGUCAAAGAGCUCUCGUGCAAUUAGUACUGAUAAUUGCAUCUGUUAUUGAUCUGCCUUACAUGGCAUUUGAUUCGCAUCAAAAAUCCUGUUAUCCAACUUGUUUUCGUUAUAUUCUCUUCUAAAGCUAUGCACACUUUUUCAGAAAUACCAUUUCGGCCAACUGGUUUAUCCUUCUUUAUUUUUUGAAGUUCUUGAGCAACUUCCUCGUAUGUUAUUUUGGUGAUAAUUGAUAUUGCUACCUCUGUUAGUGCUAUAACCAAAAUCCUGAUAAACUGUAGUUUUAUAUAAGAUCCUACAUUUAUAAGCUGUCCAAAGUAUUUUUUUCAUCACUUUUUGACAUCCUUUUUGUGAACCAUUAUAACAUUUUUCCUUUUUUCCCCUUUUUAACCAACCCUGCUGCUGUAACCCCUGAUCUCGACUAUCUCGAAAAUUUACGGAAAUAAUAUUUUUGAUUGGAAAUUUUUAAUAUGAUUUAGGGUUUUCGUAAGUAGAAAGGUCACUUUAGCUGAUGUUUAAUUUAGCACAGGCACAAUUCAAAAACUUGCCAGCACUGAUUAACGUAUAGGAUAUGCUGCAUAGUUUUACCAGCACUUUAAAUGUACAGGGUCAUUAAUAGGUGUGAUAGAGCUCAGUUACCAAAAAUGUUAUUUAUCAAAAUUGUAGGCAGCUUUAAGUCUUAUAUUUUAAAAUUAAUUACAAUGUUAUAAGUUUCUACAAGAACGAUCGUAUUGCAGCCAUAAUGAUUCGUUUUUGAACUGAAAUGAAGAGCAAUUACCCUGAGGUGAUAAAAUAACUAGAGGAACCAAGACAACGAUAUAAUUCACAAUUCUAUCAACCAAAAAUGACAACAUAUGACAAGGUAUGAAUGUAAAAGGUGUCAUCCAUCGAAACUUUAGAGGAUAGAAUAAGCACAGAGGAAAUAUGGAACAGAAUGGAAGUAGAAUGCCCAAUUACAAAAAAGUUGGAAAACAGAGCCCUGCAGUAUACAAAAAAUGCCAGAGCACAGCUGGUCGAAAAGAAUAGGUAUCCGCCGGAAAGAAGACGGAGAGAAAAACCUGCAAUGAGAUGGAAAACUUACGUAGGAAAUGCUAUGAUAGAUAGAGACCUCAGAGAAAGUGACUGGGAGAAUAGAGUGCUGUGGAUGAAGAAGACUCGUAAUGAGAAAAAGCCGAAGAAGAAGAAGAUAGCGCUAGAUAAUUUACAAGAAAGAGGGCAUUAAAAAUUUCUGCUAGAAUGAGUUGAGUCAACAACAUCUCGGAAAAAACAGAAAAAUACAGAAUAACGAGAAGCAAAGCCAAUGGAAAACAAUUGAGGCACUCGGAGCAACAGUGGUCUAACCCCAAAAACGAAGUUUUGGGAUAAAUGGAAUCUUUGCAUUCGUACUUCCAUUAUGCUUAUGGGAUGGCGCUACAAAUUAUGUAGCGCCAUUUAUCCAGAUAUAGAGGUAGGUUGUGUAGACCCAUGUUGAUCCGAAGAUUUAAUGUUGCUGCUUUUAUUGAUAUAAUAAUCUAAAAACGCUCAAUUUGUGGCUUAGGUGACUGUUGCUGUGCGCGUCUCAAUUAUUAUUGCUUAAAUAAAAAGCUGGUGAAUAUUGACAAUGACAGACAAAAAUUAUAAAAUAAAACAAUAAUUCUACAAAAAAAAUAGCAAUAAAAAUAAUUCUAUCAAAACUAGAAUUUGAAGAACUAACGAAAUUGAAGAAGAAUUAAAGGGGCAAGUUAGCCAUAAUUCCCAAUAUUUUAAAGGGGUUACAAGCUUUUCAGUAACUUGUCUUUUUAUAACAAAUAAUACUUGUCUAACAAAUUAUAAUGUUAUAUAAAAAAUAAAUCAGUGACGUGGCUUUUAAAUUAGGGAUUUUUAUUUAAAAAAUAUGUAGUUUUACCUGACACUGCAUUUAGGCCAGGAACCGAAGCUUUUCACCUCGCAAUUUUUACAGAAUGGAUCGAUUUACUUGAAAAUUUGAGAAUAAGUAGUGGAUAGUCCAAGGAUCAAAAUCUAUAUGAUGCCGAAAGGCGCUUUUACCAUGGGGGUGGUUGCCACCCCAUCUUGGGGGUGGAAAUUUUUUAUUAUAUUUUGACCGCAAAAGUUGAUAAAAACAUUCAUUCUAAGCAAAAAAUGUCCUAUACGUUUUUUUGAUAAAAGUAAUAGUUUUCGAUUUAUUCGCUAUCGAAAGUGUUAGUUUUGUAUAGAAAAAAAUCAAUGUUUUUUGAUAUACUUACUCAUUUACGAUUCACUCAAUUUUUGCCGUAGAAAAAUUUUUUCAAACCAACUUCUUGGAAAUUAAAUAGCCUACAAUUUUGUAUUUAAAAAUUUUUUCGUAUCUCUGAUGCUAAUCUUUCUAUUCUGAAGAAAAUGGACUAUUUUUUACCAAACUACAAAAAUUGGUUAUUUGCUUUUAAAUUCAGUUUUUUAAAUACUAAUCAUUCUAAGCCAGUCAAACUUCUAGAAUCUAUUAAUAAUACAUAAAUAAAUAACAAUGAAUAAGGUCAAUGACUAAAAACACCGCUAACUUACAUUAUUAUGCUUCCAAUUGGAUUUCUCCUUUUUUUUAUCAAAAACAUAUAUUAAUUUUUUAACCGUAACUUUUUUAUUUUUCAUCUUAGAAAGUUUGGUAAAAAAUAAUUUUGUAGGUUUUUACAAGAUCUAUAAUUAUAUUAGUAUUAAAUCUUUUUAAAAUCCUCAGUCGCAAAAAGAGGUGACUUUAAAAGGGUUGGUAAAGGUGGUUUUUGCAUGUAUUACAAGUUUUAAUUGUCAAUAGCUCACUCAAUUUUUGCUAUAGAAAAAAUGUUUGCAAACCAGGUUCUUGGGAAUUAAAUAAGCUACAAUAUCAUAUUUAAACAUUUUUUCAUAUCUCUAAUGCUAAUCUUGCUAUUCUGAGGAAAAGGCCAUUUUUUCCAAACUACAAAAAUUCGUUAUUCAUUUUAACUCCAUUUUUUUUUAAAACUAAUCAUUAAGCCGGUCAAACUUCUAGAACCUAUUAAUAAUACAUUAAUAAAAAAGACCAAAUAAGGUCAAUGACUAAUUUUAAUUAGGGUGGUGAUUAGGGGGUUGCUUGCGAUCAGUUUUUCGCUGAAAAAAUAGGGACUGACAUUCUUUUCAUUAUAAGUCACUUAAUUUUUGAGCUGGAGACCUUUUUUUUUACUUCUGGAGAUAGAUAUUUGUAAGUACAGUGGAACCUCGAUAACUCGGAUUAAUCGGGACCACGACCGAUCCGGGUUAUCGAAAAUCCGAGAUAGCCGGAGAAUAUGGUAAAAAUUAAUAAAAUACGGUAUACUUACAGAUAAACUCCGUUAGAAUUGAAAUAACAUGAAAUAUUUUUAUAAAUAUGCACAGUACAUAUUACCUACUCAUUACAAUUCUAAAAAAAACACCAAACCCAAACAAUACAAGACACACAAUACUAAAGACCAUUGUUUAUAAAAGAAUUUUUUAAAUAGUCUUUCCUAAACAAUGCUGACAGUUUGAAAUAAAAAGGAAUAGAUACUACAGACAGCUGGCUGUUGUUUCUGAGGCGUGUACUAUGAGUAAUUUUUAAUCUCGUGUUCAAAUUACACACAUAAGUACACGACACAGAGAGUCUAGACACAUUAUCUCUCAAAUAUUAUAUUACAUACACUUUUAUUGUUGAAAGGAUUGUCUGAUAAUUAACUAUUUUGAUUGGAAAUAAGCCACAAUUAAAUUGAAAAAUACAAAAUAUUGAAAAUCAAAAUGUUUAUCUGAUGAAAAUCGGUCCGGGUUAGCCGGACUUCCGGGUUAUCGGGGGCCGACUUAUCGGGGUUCCACUGUACUUUAAAUUAGUUUGACCAAGUUGUCCUCGAAAAAUGCAUAGUUUUCCCGUCGUUCGACUUUGAAACUACAAUAUUUAGCAUUUGAGGAAGAAGAGCCAACAUAUAAUACAGUAUAACUCGAUUACUAUUGGCCUUAAAGAAAAUAAAAAAAAACGGUUUUGUUUAUUUUUUCAAAAGGUACGUUUUUGUUAAGUAAAGUUGUUUUGAUUAAACGAAAACUUUUGGAGUUAUUAGCAGAAAACCUAUUAAAAACAUUGAUUUUUUCGAUAUAAAACUAAUACUUUCGAUAGCGAAUAAAUCGAAAACUACCAAUUUUAUCAAAAAAAUGUAUUGAAUGUUUUUUGCUUAGAAUGAACGUUUUACCAACUUUUGUGAUUAAAAUAUAAGAAAAAAUUUGCACCCACGAGAUUGGGUGGCUACCACCCCCAUAGUAAAAGCGCCUUUUGGCAUGAUAUAGAUUUUGAUCCUUGGACUAUCCACUACUUAUUUUCACAUUUUCAAGAAAAUCGAUCCAUUCUGUAAAAAUUGCGAGGUUUUUUCCUAUUUUAAGCUUCAUUACUUGGACUAAUUUAAAACUUUUAAUUUUGUAACUAGAUAUGUAAUCACCUCAGGGACCGCAGACGUUCGGAUACAAUAAGCGUCUCUUUGUAAAGACAAUGAAGUCAACUUUACUAAGUAACAAGACAUUUACUCAGCACACACCACACAUUACACUAUAAUCUGAUUGCGACUGGCUGAAUGAUUAAUACCAUUAAAGCCAUUAAGAAAACUAGUGAAACUUAUGUAAAAAUGUGAAACUUAAAUAUUCCUACAAUUAACUUGGUAUCAUAAUUUGGCAAUCUUAGGGCCGGUUGUUCGAACGCUAAUCAAAAAUGAUAAUUAUCAAAUAUUUAAUUACUGUCACCAACUGUCAAUGUCAACUUUAUUUGGGUUGCUGAAAAAAUAAUUAUGGAUUACAAUUAUGAAAUUAGUUAAUCAAUUAUGUUAAUAAUUGUUAUGUUAAUUGAUUAACUAAUCUCAUAAUUAUAAUCAAUUAUGUUUUCAGCAACCCAAUCAAAGUUGACAUUGACAGUUGGUGACAGUAAUUAAAUAUUUGAUAGUGAUCAUUGCUGAUUAGCGUUCGAACAACCGGCCCUUAGUAACUUAUUUAAGGGAUCUAUUGGGAUAUGUAAGAGAUAGGUAUGUUUAAGGAAUUUACUGACCUUUAUCACGCUAAUAAAUUACUUUGCACAUGAAUUUGAUGGAAUAUUGCAUUAUUUAGUUGGUCCGCUACGUUAUUUUACAAAUUUUGCAAAUAUAUUUUCUAAUUAUUUAUAGGUAUGUCGGGCUUAGUUAUAUUUAUAUUUUACUCAUAUUGCUGGCUAAUACUUUGUACUGUAUCCUAUUUUUAAAAAUUGUUACCAAAGAAAACACAAUCUUAUCGUAAAUUAGAUAAAAAAUUCUAAAGUAAUAACCUAAGUUCAUGCAUUAUAAGCCGUAGUGUUCUAAGUGUACAUAAUAGAAAAUAUUUUUAUAGUUGCUUAUAAUUGUGACAAAUUUUUAAAUAAUUGUUAAAAAUUGUAAUAGAAAUAAACAAAUUAUUCCUUGUGUUA
Diabrotica virgifera virgifera (western corn rootworm) is the source of this 11505-nucleotide messenger RNA. RefSeq names its product UDP-N-acetylglucosamine--dolichyl-phosphate N-acetylglucosaminephosphotransferase (gene Alg7). The transcript has 4 exons. Gene Ontology annotation, biological process: dolichol-linked oligosaccharide biosynthetic process; protein N-linked glycosylation. Gene Ontology annotation, cellular component: membrane. Bases 34 to 1263 code for a protein of 409 amino acids. The record is from RefSeq and is a predicted model, not a curated record. Lineage: Eukaryota; Metazoa; Arthropoda; Insecta; Coleoptera; Chrysomelidae. Gene Ontology annotation, molecular function: UDP-N-acetylglucosamine-dolichyl-phosphate N-acetylglucosaminephosphotransferase activity.